This is a messenger RNA of Drosophila ficusphila, 917 nucleotides long. RefSeq lists its product as uncharacterized. The coding region runs from base 86 to 802 and encodes 238 amino acids. NCBI's taxonomy places the organism in Eukaryota, Metazoa, Arthropoda, Insecta, Diptera, Drosophilidae. Gene Ontology annotation, molecular function: protein binding. The record is from RefSeq and is a predicted model, not a curated record. The transcript has 3 exons.
UACUGCUUUGGUCCUAUUACUUCGCAUUGACAAUUUUGAUAGACUUAAUUUGUUAAAAGUAAACAAUUGUGAAAUAUUUAUUAAUAUGAGCUUGCCAGCAGCUCUCUUGCAGCGCCUAAAAAAGCGAGGUCUCGUAACCAAACAAACUGGAACCACACCGAUAUCGGAAGCUAUAGAGGAAAUUAUAGCCGAAAACUACGACGACGAUGACAAGAGCGCCCCAUACCCAUAUAAAGAGGACAUAGCUCCGGAACCAAAACGCAGGAGCGCCGAGGAGCAGUUUUGGUCGCACCGCAUUAAGGAGCGCAUCGGCGUUAAUGAGUCUUACCACGGAUAUAAGCUUUGCCCAAACAAAUACAACAUCUACCACAAGUGCUCCCUAUACUGUGUUAACAAAUUUAACAGUUCUCCGCACUCGCAACCAAGUCAUAAAUAUCUAAAACGCUAUAAGAGACUUUUGCGAAAAUAUCCCCUGGAGGCAGGAUGGAAGGAUGUAUACGACAAGGGCUGCAAGGCUUACUACUUUUACAACUCAACCACGCAAACCGUUUCCUGGUUGCCGCCAUCUCAUCCGAAGGCCCGAGUUACAAACAGUGCUGCUGUAUUUCGCAGGCAACUGGCCAAUUCCAACGACGAGUAUACCUUCGACUCCAGCAGCUUGAUUUUACCUAAAUCUUCUGCUCUUAAUGAGCUCAAUGAGCCUGAGAACGCAUUCAGUUCAUCUAGUUUCGUACCUCCCAAGAAGCAAAAGUCAAGGGAUUUGGAUCGCAAGCUUCAGCGACGACGACGAAAUGAUAACUAGUAGCAUUCUAAAUACAAGGAAAUAAAACCUUAAGACAAUGAAUGGUGGUGCCGCGAAACAACUAAAUCGGCCGUAGCGGGAAUUUGAUUAAAGAAGCAACUCGAUAAAUAUUGUG